Molecule: messenger RNA, 6220 nt
Organism: Catharus ustulatus (Swainson's thrush)
Lineage: Eukaryota; Metazoa; Chordata; Aves; Passeriformes; Turdidae
Gene: KIF25
Product: kinesin family member 25
Exons: 15
Coding region: 105-2006 (633 amino acids)
Biological process (GO): microtubule-based movement
Molecular function (GO): microtubule binding; microtubule motor activity; ATP binding
Source: RefSeq, a predicted model, not a curated record
CGCGCUACCGCCCCAGACGCGUCCCGGGUUAAAUCCCCGCCGGAUCCGCAGUUGGAGCCGUUGCCGUUCUCGCUCUCGCUCCGCCUCGGCGCGGGACCGGGAGGAUGAUGCGGCCGCACCGCGGUCUCGACCCGGGCUCCGUGUGGGCGCAGCGCCUGCGGCAGCUGGAGCAGCGGUUGCGCACCAAAGAAGAAAGAAUAGUUGUCCUGGAAACUGAAAAUGCUCUUCUUCAUCUAAAACUUGCAGAGUAUCAAGGGUUGGCUGGAAGAAGCACUAAUGAAGUAUUGCAGCUCUAUGCUGCUCAUGGCCAACAGAUGAAAUUGCAGAGGAGUUCUGCUGUAACCCAGCUGCAUGGAGCAAUAAAGAGGCUUAAGCAAGACCUGAAGAGCCUUCGUUCGUUUGCUCUUGAGCUUUCGAAAGAUUUUCAACGUCAAAGCAAGACUUGUCUUUACCAAGUUCUGGCAGCAGUCCAGGGGAUACAGCUGCAGAAUGAAGCAAUGCAAAUGUUUCAGAUAAAAGCUUUUGAUCUUGAGCAGUGUCUACAAGAGGUAACAGAGAGAUAUGAGAAAGAAAAGCAGAAAAGGAAGGCUCUACAUAACAACUUAAUUGAACUGAGAGGAAAUAUCAGAGUCCACUGCAGGAUUCGACCAUUGCUACCUUUUGAUGAUUCUGCUGGACAUUCAGUAUCACAAGACAGGCGAAGAAACUUUUCAGAAAAAGUGGCAUAUGCAGCUGAUGAUGAAACCGUCCUUGUCAAGUGUAGCCGUCCUGGUCAUGCCUCAGUAAACAAGACUUUCCAGUUUGAGAGAGUUUACAAUGAUUUGGAGUCUCAAGAUGCAGUAUUUGCAGAUGUGGCCCCUUUGCUAACAUCUCUCCUGGAUGGGUACAAUGUGUGUAUCAUGGCUUAUGGGCAAACUGGAAGUGGGAAGACAUACACAAUGUUGGGACCACAGUUUGAUGGGAAUUUAGCAUUCUCCAUAGAAGAAGAGUCAGAACUUGGAAUUAUCCCUCGAGCUACCCAAGAAGUGUUCAGGCUUAUUUCAGAAAAGCCACCAGGAAGUUACUGGGUUGAGGUUUCUGUUGUUGAAGUGUAUAAUAAUGAAAUUUUUGAUCUUCUGGCCAAAGACAGUUAUGGAAAAGUGUUUGGCAUCAAACGUGAUGUCGUCACAACCAGAGAAGGGAAGAGCGAUGUGCCAUUGCUGACGCACGAGACUGUUGAAAAUGCAUCUGAAUUUUUGCAUCUAGUCAACAAAGGCCUACAGCUGAGAGUCACACACCCAACACUGGUGCACGCUCACUCCUCUCGUUCUCAUCUGGUAGUGACACUGACCAUAACCACAGUUGUCUUUGGAGAUAACUUUGGUACUUCAUGGGAAGAUGAACAAACCAGUCAGAGACUAAAUAAAGAGGCGUCCUGCACCUUUCCACAAAAAAUGAGAGACAGUAAAUCCACCUCUUCUUCCAGAGCCUCUUCACCAGUGCAACUUGAAGCAACUGAGAAAAUGAAGCAAGUUAAAACCAGACUGCAGCUGGUGGACCUGGCUGGGAGUGAGUGUGUUGGUAUGUCUGGAGUGACAGGGGCAGCACUGAGAGAGACCUCCUUCAUUAACCGCAGCCUGUCUGCCCUGGCUGACGUUCUAGGGGCAAUAGCAGAGCAGCGAUCUCACGUACCCUAUCGGAACAGCAAACUUACACAUCUGCUUCAGGACUCUGUAGUGUCUGACCUGCAGAAGCACUUGCCAACAGAGACUGGACAAAGUUCACAAGAGUCACUCCAGUACUGCAGUACUACAGUAUCACGGGACACCUCGUGGGGAUGGCACAGGCCUCAGCCCAGAGGGACAACAACCCAAGUGUUGGGAAGGCACCAUGCAAUGCAACAGCCUCUGCCUGGGCUAUCUCCAGUGAAGACAAGGGGCCAUAAAGGGACAGCCCCCACUGAUGCUGCCUUAUGGAGAGAUGUGCCUUCCACUGCCCUCCCAGUGUCCAUUCAGAAGAAAGGCUGACUUCUGCUUCCUUACCAGAAUCCUGUUUACCUGCUAGAUUUGGCAUAAUACUUGCAACAGCGAGGGGCAGCAUGUGACUGUGAUGCCUGAACACAAGAAGCUGUACCUAUGCGUACAGCAGCAUUAGAUCUUUUGUUUGCCCAUGGGAACAAGCAGAGAGGACUUCUGAUGGACACACUGAUGUGGGCACCUCCUGGCUGGAAGAAAGUCACAACAGCCACUUUCAGGACAUGGGAUGCAAGCAAUAGACCUACAGCUUUCCAGCACAAGUGGGUCUAUGUUAAACCUUCAUAAAGACCUUAAUCCCAUAAACCCAGACACAUCAAAAUGCCACAACCUUUGCAGUCCCAGCUGCAUAUCAUGAGCUCAGCUCCUCUGGCAUGCAGACAAAAGGGAGAAUAAUUGGUGAGUAACAAAACUGUUAAAAUGUGUAGUUGCAUGGGGACAUGGAGCAGAGGACAAUAAGCAAGCUACCUGCACAGUCCUAGGAAGGGUCCUGAAGUACUGGUAAAGAAACCUUCCCUCGUCAAGUUACACAGCAGAAAAAUGCAAGACCUGGGGAAGCUGAGCACACAGGUAGUGCUCCUGAUCCUCACAUCACCAGGACUGCACCUAGUCCGGUUGUGGACCUUGUAUGAGCUUAGAAGCAGCUACAGGCCAUAUUUAGGCCAACAAAGCAGCUGCUCUCUCCACUCACAUUUCUCCAUCCACCUCCUCUUGCUGGAUGUAAGUACCCAUGCUCGCUUCUGUCUCUCCUGAAGUGAGCCCUGUACUUCCAUGCCGUGGUGAGGUGGUCCUUCUGCAGAACAUCCCUGCCAAGCCAGGGAAGGGGCAGUGCCACUGAGGACAUCUCUGCCUGUUUGCAGCAAGUCUGGUGCUGCACAAGGCAGGAACAACUGCCUUUGCCCAGGACAUCUUUUUGGAGAGAUCAGCCAAGCACAGAGGAUCCCAAAACCCCCAAAUGGUCUGGGAAAACCAGGAAAGGUUACACACUACAAGACUAGGCAUGGACAGCACACAGGAGUCCUGCAGCCAGGUGUGCUCUGGGCCACACACAUCACAGUUACAGGGUGGUGUGGUGAUGGGAAGCUUGAAGGCAAGGCAACCUCACCACAGACACAAGAAAGCAAAAGUAUCCAGCCUCAAAAAAGGCCGGGGACUUUUGUGUACCAUCUACUUCCCAAAAGGAGUGGAAAGGGAAAAACGGAAACGAGCAGAGAGUCCUGAGGGAAUUCUGAUAAGAGUAAUGGCAGGCACGCGAUACUGGAGAUGCCAUGACACUGACUCAUACAAAUGUUGACACACUGAAGUCCUGAAAACAACCCUGGCAGAUCAGAUUUCAUUGGCACUUAGCACCGGGCAGCUGAGGUCCCAUCCUUAUUGCUGAGAAUCCUGGCCAGAGUCUCAGCUUAGGCACCUGCUUUUGACAGGGCAGAUCUGAGAGUCCCCUGAAGAAGGGUGCCAGUGUCUCCCACCCACUCUCACCAAGCAGCACUACCACCAGGUCAGUUCUUGCAGCUGUCCCACUGCUACAUCCUGCUGUCCCCUUCACCCAGCUGCUCAGACUCCAGACAGGGCUGGAUGUGUGGCCCACAUCCAGACAGGGCUGCUCACAGUUUGGACUCAGUGAUCACAGCACACGUGCCCUGGGAGAGGACAGUGUUGGACAAUUGACAUCUGUGAGGCCAAGGUCCUCUGCAGCUCAAAAGACCAGGACUGCAGACCUGUUCUCCCGAGAGAAUCCCAAGCUCCAGGCAACAUGAGAGCCAGAGAUGUGAUAAAAUAAGGACAAUCAGGAGUAAAAUAAGCCCUGGCCUAAUGAUGCAGUGAGCACAGAAGACUUGCCAAUAUCCUGCCAAGUUACUGCUGCCCUCACCCAUGUCACUACUGCCUGUAGUCUUUACAAGUUAUUCCCUACAACAGUACAUCCCAGGAAAGAGUCAUCAGUUUCACCAUUAGGACACACCAGAUAGGAGGAAGGUAGAAAUUCUGCAGGACACAUCCCAGCAACUGACACAGCUCUUAGACUAAACAACGUUUGGAAAGACUAGGAAGCAAACACACCCUACCUCGUUACUCCAGCAAGGCUGUCCUUACUUCUCUCCUAGUCAGCUCAUACACAGGACCAUGACACUGAAGCCUUCUGGUCACUUCUCCCAGAGCUUCUGCUGAGCCCUUACUUGGCUCUUCAUCUCAGAAAGACAGCUCAUUUCCUGUGCUUUGAUUGCCUUCCUCUGGAGCACCCUCCUGCUGGACCUGCUACCAGCUGCAGCAAGUUAAACACCUGAGCCACUAGGAGCACUCCUGCUGUCAGGCAGCGGAGAGUGGCUUAGAGACACCAGAAACCACUAAUGUUUCUCCACGCCUGGGAUGUCACCACUUCACUGUCUCUGCUGUCACUAUGCCUUGUGAGUAUCUCUGUUUUAACCAUUCAUCCUGAAAUGAGAAAAAAUUCUACUUGGAGCUUUGUGGGCACCUUCUUGGAGUUAGAAAGGCAGCUCUGAGCUAAGGACAGCCUCAAUGUAGCAGGGCCAGAGUGGUGGCAGUCACAGCAGCUUUGAGGAGUCUUUAAAGUUUGUCAACCUUAAAGAUACUGGGUUGUCCAAAAGCUCAGCUGAUGCUCUGGCAGUGUCCUUGGGGAAAAGAAGUCUGUAAGAGCUCUUAUCUACAUCUAUUUAUCCUGAAAACAGGAUAAAAUUGACAUUACGGCUGUUGAGCUCUCCCUAAGUUUGCCUAAGCUGCCCUAUGUUUUUUCAGUAGUAAUGCUGAAAAUUUUGGAGCUCAAAUGGGUUUGUGCUGAAGCAGAUUGGAAAGCAAUGGUUUGUACCCUCUCUAUUAUUUGCAGAGCACAUGCUAAGCAAAGUCAUAUCCAGCUGCUCCCACAGUAAACCCUGCUGCUCAUCCCACUGCAGGAUGUGGCUAUAGCUGAAUGCCAGUGCUGCCAGCCAGGCUGGGCUGGGACAGGCUGGGAGUGUGGACCACUCCCCUGGAGUGGUUGCGCUCCCAGCCUCAAGGUAUUGUGUAAGUGUGGAUUGGAUCUAGAUGUUCCAAAGCACACCUGUACUUGAGGCUCUCUAUUGCCCUUCUGGCAUGGGCCCCUUAAGCACUCCUAUUUCCAAAUUCUCCCUUCAGCCAGGUAUGCCAGGAAGCAUUCAUUGUUUUCUGUCCAUCAUCUCCUUGCUUUCUCCAGCUCAUCCCCGCUGACCAAAGGCAUUCUUUCUGACACUAGACUCACUGUCUCCUGUGCUCCACUCCUGCUGAAGCCCUGCACCAGUCAGGGCUACCACAGAGUGUGCCAUGACAGGAGGGUGUUGUGCAAGAGACACCUGUGCACUGUCUCUAAGCUGUGGGCUCAGCCACUCUGCCAGCUGCUCUGCCAGCUGCUCCUGCUCCAAAUUGGCUAAAAGCAAGGGCAGAAGGGCCCUGCUGUGAACAGACAGCAGCCCAGCCCUGAUAUUCAGCUACCCAAGGGGGCCAUGGAGCUGGAGUUGGAUGGUAAGCAAGUGAUUGCAGGGGCACUCAGAUGUCAUUAAAAAUUCAGUAUAGAAUUAAAAAUUCAGUACAUCUGAUUUCCUGGCUGCACCUAAGGGAGAUGCUCAGUGGUGCUGCUCUGACACAGCAGAGGUUCUGCAGAAAGGAAGCUCACUCCAAGUCGGAGAGAAAAGCAACCUCACUGAGCAGUAUUUGGGGUUCCCUCACAUCCGUCCUGUCUCCAGCCAUGGCCUCUGCAUGACACAGAAGGCGCAGAGCUGGCUCAGCACACACACAGCUCCAUGCUGUCCCAGCUACAGCACCUCAGGGUGCAGCUGCCAGCACUCCUGGGACUUCUUUUCCCAUUAAAUUGGUCUGUCUUUCUUAAAACAACUUCUAAGAGGGAAGGAAGAUUCUGAACUUGUAUCAGCGUUUCACAGCUAAAUUAUCCCGUGCCAAGGGUCACCAUUGGCUAAAGGGCAUCAGUUUUCUCCCCAGUGCAGUUUGUGGGUACACAUCCCUCCCUGCAGGAGCAGGUUCCCGAAACAUGGAACCACUCCAUACGCUUUUUGUGCGGCAUUCAGCGAGGACCCGACGGCCACCGCUGGCUUUGGGCUCAGCUCACUCAAGCACCCAGGGCUGCCCCGUCCCAGGGGAGACGGUCAGCCCGGACCCCGCAGGGUGCUGGCAGAGGCUGCCCGAGGUGAACCGGCACCACUUGGCCAGCGAGCUGCCGGCCCCGG